Messenger RNA from Apis dorsata (giant honeybee), 3551 nucleotides. RefSeq names its product schwannomin-interacting protein 1 homolog (gene Schip1). Lineage: Eukaryota; Metazoa; Arthropoda; Insecta; Hymenoptera; Apidae. The coding region runs from base 420 to 2969 and encodes 849 amino acids. Gene Ontology annotation, cellular component: cell junction; plasma membrane. Gene Ontology annotation, biological process: positive regulation of hippo signaling. The record is from RefSeq and is a predicted model, not a curated record. The transcript is spliced from 11 exons.
CAGAGAGGGAGAGAGAGAUCGAACGCCGACACCGUUUCUCCCAGUCUCCUCCCGUUGUUCGCGAGUGCAUCGAAACCAUCUUUCAUCACUGUGUGUUUCAGCCCACUGUGCGUGUUUCCCAGGUAGAUGUAAAAAAGAAGAAGAAAAAGAAGAAACAUCUCUUUCGCGUUGGAUAUUAAGAGCAUCGUAUCACAUCGAUAGAACGAAGGAAAUUACGAAAAAUCCCUCUCUCUUUCCCUCCCUCCCUCCCUGUGUGGAUCUUUCCGGUGGAAUCUGGUCCGGUUCCGUGGAAUGAGAGGACAGCGACACGAUCGCCGAGGGGAUCGUGAAAGCUGAGAAUUUUUGCUCGUCGAAUCGAGAAAUAAAGGCGGAGGGAUAAAGGCCGUGGUUGACGGUGAGACAUCGAACGAGGAUCCGAUAUGCGGCUCAGGGAGGCUGUCGUCUCGAUACCGCUCCAUCCUGGGGGAUUGAACAACAAUCAGUUACGUAGGAGCGAGCAGAGCCAGCCGAUCACCGAGGAGAUCGCGAAUCGGAACGAGACCUCGGCCGCCGACUCGGUCGCGGCGAGUCGGAUCAACGCCGAUUUCGUGGCGGAGGUCGGCCAGGAUUUCCGCGUCGCCGAGGACACCAGCACGUGGUCCUCGAUCGCCAUCACCCGCGAGAAUGUCCAGACCGAUACCUCGGCCAACGACGCCAACUUGAACAACAAUCUGACCGUACCCCGGAUACAGGGGUACAGUUCUGUGGAAAGUUUGGCCGAUUACGAAGGGCGUAACUCCUCUCACGAAGAUUCGUCCCACGAGUUGACACCGUCCGAGUGGUCCGACUGGUCUGAGGAGGGAAAUCUGCCCGCGGGUUGUCGCGGUAUCGUCAACCCCAAUUAUCCUGGCUUUCAACACUUGGCGCCUUCUCUUCUGUCGGACACAGAUCUGACCGAGGACGAGCACGAGAGCUGCGAUUACACCAGGCUGAACGACAUCGACGCGAGACCGGCAGAGAACGACAACGAGUACAACAACAACGUCGAGGAUAGCAUCAAUCAUUUGUGCGGGCAGAGGAACGAGAGGAAGAUAUUUUACGAGAAACCUAAAUUCAAUAUACAGACCGUAACGUCUUUAUACGAGUCGGUGGUGCCGCCAUCGGAGAAAUGCAUAAACUACGUGAAAAGCGUUGAGGAUUCGAGAACGGAGGAAAAGAUCGUGACGCCGAAAUCGGACAUCGUGAACGACGUGGUCGAGGCGGAGACGCAUCUCACCGUUCUAGAGCCGGAAGAGGGCCUCGCCGACACGGUCGCGGAGAACGCUGCGGAAUUGUCGGAGGCUGUGCUGGAGGAGAAGCAGGAACGGGAGAUCCCGGUCGAGGUCGAGAUCGUGGAAUUGACUACCAGCGUGAAAGAGACCCUCCAGUUUCCGGAAAUCGAGGAGAUACCGGACUCUGGGAAGACGAGCGAGGUCGGUGAGACGGAGGAUAUCGUGGUGGAGCACAUCGACCUGAUACGCGAGGCAAAGGAGUUGCCUCACCAGACCCGUUCCAAAAUAGGCAACCGUCAGACGGUCACGUCGACCGGCUCGGCCGACGACGACUCGGAGAGCAACACCGACACCGACAGUUACCCGGAGGAGCAGCCCACCUACACCAAGCUCGAGGAGAUCGAUCUCCUCUCGAGCAUCGGCCGUGAUAUCGGCCUCGAUCUCGAGAAGUACGUGCAACCGGUGCCGGACGUGGUCGCGAUGGAAGCUGUGGACCCGCUCCACGCCUCCUCCAGAUCCUCCUCCUCCUCCUCUAUGAUGAAGGACACCAUCGAGGACACGAACAAGCUGAUGGAUCGCGAUCUUCCCGAGGCCUCGAGCGCCGACACGAGGAAGAAGGAGAAGAUGGCCAGGAAUCAGGCGAAACGCAGACAGCAACAGCAACAGCAACAGCAACAGUUGCAGCAGUUGAGGGCGGCGAACGCUCAGAGGCGGCCCGACAAGAGGAGAGCCGACGCCGACAAUGGACCAGGCGGCUUCGAUGUCUACAAUAUCGAAACAGCGAUGCCGAAAAUCGAUCUGGACGCGAUCGAAUCUCAUUUAAGAGCUGCACGCGAAGAGGAACGACGGCGACGAAACGAUCGUGAAGAGAUACGAAGGAGGUUGGCCAUGGGUCCAGACGCCGAAGACUUGCGCGCUGAACGCGGAAGAAAGCCGAGCCUUCAGUCGCGGCUUCAGAGCGGGAUGAAUCUUCAAAUCUGCUUCAUGAACGAAACACCCUCGGACACGGAAUCCCCGUGUUCGGAGACUGACUCGUCCCCAGGAUCCACGCCGACCUCGCUCAACUCGAAGCAACCGCAGAAACAGCAAAUGCCGAUCAGACCUCAGGUGCUCAGCCUUCCACCUUUGAGGCUGGACACAGGCUCGAAUUCAGCCCCGAUCGACGAGGCCGAUUUCUUCGCCAGACAGGCGAGAUUGCAAACCGAGGCACGAAUGGCCUUGGCUCAGGCCAAAGAAAUGGCCCACAUGCAGAUGGAAGUGGAGAGGCAAAGGCUGAAACAGAGUCCCAUCACCGAGAUGGUGCGAUCCAGCCUCGAAAAAGUUGGCGUUCAGCUCGGCGAGGAUAGGCGCAGAUUGUCACGAGUACUUUUAACGGAGCUAAACGUCGCCCAGCUUCAAGUGGUGGCGAACGACUUGCACGCGAGAAUCGCAGCUCUGAACGAGGCGCUCGUCGAGGGACUUUUGAGAAGGGACGAUUUGCACAUGGAACAAGAUUCGAUGCUCGUCGACGUCGAAGAUCUCACCAGAUAUCUCUUCUGCUGCGUUCACAUGCACAGAGGUGCCAAGCAGGAGUCGUUGAAGAAGAAGCAGAGCGCGAGGGAGCAGCAGCAGCAGUGCACAGGGAGCAGAAGUCAUCAGCAGGCCAACUCGGGUCAGAACAAAUCGUCGAUCAAGCCAAAGCUGACGCACCGUGGCCUGGUCUCGUUGGUGAGGAAAUAAUGCCUCGCCACGAGACUGCGUGGUCUCGUCGGAAAUUAAGCGGGAAGGUAGCGAACAGCACCGAGAGGACGCGAGCAAGUAUAUAUACUACUUAAGAUCUGCUCGAUUCGAUCUGCCGAACUCUCGCCCCGUGGUCGAGGAAUGUCAGAUUUGUUCGGUCGAAUUCGAGUUGAACAACUCGGUUCCGGUAUUCUGGGACCCCCUCCCCCUCGAGGAGAGGAAGGGAACGAGAUUUAUUCGGACGAAAAGAGAUUAUUAUUCCAAAGGAAAUGCAAAUAUCUUGCAAAUCUUUCGAGCCAACGGUAAGAGAAAAUCGAGUAAUCUUCGUCUUGUCUUCGCGUGGGAAAAAAAGAAAAGAAAAAAAAAAAAUGGAGCAAUAUUCCGCCUCUACUACGGAGCAGAUACAAUCGUUUUUUCUCCCCCACUUUUAGACGGGGGGUUCAAAAAUAUACAUAAAUAACGUACACGCAGCGAAGAAUCCUCUUUCUUCCUGCUCGGUUGUUCGACAGGGAAGAAGGGGAUCUUUUUCCAAAAGUUUUUACAGCUUCGUCGUUAUCAAGAUGGAAAUUAGAGUAAUAAUAA